Molecule: messenger RNA, 954 nt
Organism: Mercurialis annua (annual mercury)
Lineage: Eukaryota; Viridiplantae; Streptophyta; Magnoliopsida; Malpighiales; Euphorbiaceae
Product: protein FATTY ACID EXPORT 2, chloroplastic
Exons: 3
Coding region: 62-775 (237 amino acids)
Cellular component (GO): membrane
Source: RefSeq, a predicted model, not a curated record
AAAGCUUAAACCCAAAAAAAACAGAAUGAAAAUGGCCGAAACUAUCUAAAAACACAACAAAAUGGCGGAGUCGGUGUUAGGUGUAGUGUCCCAAUCAUCUCUUCUCUCUCUAGACUCUUCCAAAUUUCGGUUCCAUUCUUGCACCACUCCAUCACUCUCCAUACGUCUUCGCCAACACUCAAUCAAGAAUCGUAGAUUAGUCGGAUCUUCAUCUUCCGGUCAACAUUUGAAGCCAAUCGCCGUUGCCUCUUCGGAUUUCAAAGCGUCCAGUCUCGUCACAGAUAGCGUUGACUUGUCAUCGGAAGGAAUCGAGAUUCAACCUGUUGCUGGAGGUGACGGUGGUGACGGUUUCGGUGAUUCAGGCGGUAGUGGCGGAGGAGGAGGCGGAGGUGGUGAUUCCGGGAAGGACGAAGGAGAAGGAGAAGGAGAGGAGAAGAAGAAGAAAAUGGCGUUGUCUAUGUCUCAGAAACUGACUCUUGGUUAUGCUGCUCUUGUUGGAAUGGGUGGUGUCAUGGGGUACUUGAAGAGUGGUAGUCAGAAGUCGCUUUUAGCGGGAGGGCUGGCUGCUUCGGUACUGUAUUAUGUUUUUACGCAGCUUCCUACAAAUCCAGUUUAUGCAUCGUCGAUUGGGCUUGGUGUUUCUUCUGCACUAUUGGGAGUGAUGGGCUCUCGUUUCUUAAGAUCAAAAAAGAUAUUUCCUGCAGGAGUUGUUUCUCUCAUCUCACUGAUAAUGACUAGUGGCUACGUUCAUGGUGUCCUCCGUAGUAUGCACUGACAUUGCUGAAUGUUAUAGUGAAACAUGUUUAAUAACUAGGCUUGAUCCCUUAGCCAUCGUAAAUGGAAACUAAUGUCGAUGUUGCCUUGUUUUUGUAAUAUUGAUUGAGCAUUCAGUAUCGGAACUUUUUAUGGAUGAAUUUUACCCUGGUGUUCUAAAAAAAUUAGGUUUCGAUUCUA